AGAUGUUUUUAGCAUUCAGACAAUCGAUCUGAAGAAGGAUUUAUAGUCUAGUAUUUGUAUUUCUAUUGGGGAUUUAAGAUGGUGAAGCCAAUGUAUAUUGGAUUUGUGAUCAGCGUGUUACUGUUUUGUAUGGCUUAUGGGGAUUUGCAGAGCGAUGAAAAAGAAUGUGCAUCCAGUCUACAGGAUCUGCAGCCCUGUAUUGGAUUUCUACAAGGCACAGGGAAACAGCCUACAAAUGCUUGUUGUACCAAUGUUCAGAAAGUUCGUGAGAGUAAUUUAACGUGCUUGUGUCUUUUGAUAAAGGACGCUUCUGAUUCUUCCUCUGGGCUUUCUCUUAACCAGACAAGGCUUGUUCAGAUGCCCACUCUGUGUAAAGUUACAGGAAAGCUCUCUGAUUGCAUAGGCACUUUGAAAUUAUCUCCAUCUUCUCCAGAGGCCAGAAUCUUUGAAACGGCCAGUACCUCAUCCCAGUCGUCCUCCACUGGUUCACCCCCUUCUCAAACUUCGCCCCCAAAAGCAGAGAGUAACUGGAGUCAUGGGGUGGAACCAUGUAUUGGAUUUACUGUACUAGUGCUGCUGGCAGCCUUUUUGUUUACCUUAUUUUGAUUAUAGAUAUAGGAUCUGAACAGACUCUGCUGUAUAUUUUUCAUUGGUUUUUUCUGUAUCUUAUGAAGUUUCUUCUAUAAAUAUAGAAGUAAAUCUUCUGCAGCAGUUCAGUACAGUCUGCUUUUAAGGCC
Molecule: messenger RNA, 737 nt
Organism: Cryptomeria japonica (Japanese cedar)
Lineage: Eukaryota; Viridiplantae; Streptophyta; Pinopsida; Cupressales; Cupressaceae
Product: non-specific lipid transfer protein GPI-anchored 13
Exons: 3
Coding region: 79-606 (175 amino acids)
Source: RefSeq, a predicted model, not a curated record